Molecule: messenger RNA, 5989 nt
Organism: Betta splendens (Siamese fighting fish)
Lineage: Eukaryota; Metazoa; Chordata; Actinopteri; Anabantiformes; Osphronemidae
Gene: prkg1b
Product: protein kinase cGMP-dependent 1b
Exons: 17
Coding region: 1506-3644 (712 amino acids)
Biological process (GO): protein phosphorylation
Molecular function (GO): ATP binding; cGMP-dependent protein kinase activity
Source: RefSeq, a predicted model, not a curated record
UUCACGUGGUUGACACUGAUGGCGAGGCAGCAGAGGGACAGCGGAGAUGUUUGUGUGGAGCAGGACGCACGUCUCUGUGCGGCUCAGUCGGGUGAACCGGUUCAGUUCGGGCUCUGCUCGGCGGUUUGCAGGAGGAGGGGGUGGAGCCGUCACAUUCUGGAAACGGAAACAGGCGCUUUCUUUUGAUUCACGUCAUGAUUUUGAUGCUUUGCUCUGAGCCGUGACGUCAGAACUUUGAAGUUCUGAAGCCUUGUUGUCCAGAGCAACGGAGCAGCUGCGUGCAGUAACAGGACGUGGCCAGCAGAUGGCGCCACGCGGCAACAGCAGCGAGUAAAACUGAAAAUCAAACUUCUGACAACAAAUAACAAGUUUGACGUAAAAUGUGAGAAAACGCGGAUCCGACGACAAAUGAACAGAGUCGCUGAAAAACGUGUUUGUCAUCAACGUUUUAAUCGAAGCGACUGAAGCUUCUGGUCCCAUCAUGUGAUUUGAAUCCUUUUCUCGUUACUCGGAACCAGACUCGGUCCUUCUGUCUAGAACCACGUUGCAGCGGACCCAGCUGAGGGCUGCGGUCAUGUGACAGAACCGAAGCUUUUCUUCUUCCAGCAUAAAUGAGGAAACGUGAUGAAGGUCGGGCUGAUGAAGAGGAGGAGGUGGAGCUGAGACUGAACAACUUUUGUACACGCGGCUGAGUCGCUUCAGUCCGUUGGUCGAGACUCUGGAAGUAAUGACGUUACCGGACCGGACCGCGGCUCUCGGGUCGUUUCCUUCAUCGAUCCUUCCAGUUUCUCCUGUUCCAGACUCAAACUCACGAAUCGCACGUGAGCGGGCUUCGUCUCCAGACAGAUCGAGCCGAGUCGAACCGAUCGUUCUGGAUCCUCAACUCUUCCCUGCCUGGCGUCGCUCCUCUGCGGACUUAAAGACACGUUUUUGCUGACAUCUCUGAUUCUGGGUUCGGCAGGAUUGUUCUCAGCACUUUGGUUCUGUUCCAGAUGCUCGCUUGACGCAGCGUGUUGUUUUCCUCCGCUCGCCUUGUUUCAUCAUGUGGAGCCUGUUGAUUUAAAUACUUCCAGCCUUUUACUUUCUCGACGCUGCAGCUGGUUCUUGUCACAGUUUGUCUUUGUUGUGUGGCUUCACUUCAGGCUGUGCAUGAAGCUGGUAAUCAGAACCAGGGACCCAAAGAACUUACAGAACCCAAAAGCAACCGUUCAUUUACGAAAAACCACUGGGAAGAGUUUGAGGCUUGAGGAAUUCCAGGUAAAGCCAGUUCCCAUCACCAUAUGCUGAAAGCUUUGGGAAUCAUUAGCAGGAGCCUGAAGGAAGUUCUUCAGAACCUGGGAAUCUGGGACUGGUUUCCUCUGUGACCUCAUCGCUGUCGAAGGAGUCUGGGUCACGUCUGAGAUGUAAAGAAGGAAACUGAGGAACCCUCAGGGACCCAAGGCUUCCUGUACGUGUAAGGAGUGAAGCUCUCUGAGGAACCAUAAGGGCCCAGAACCAUCGGACCCAUGGGCACCCUGCGGGACCUGCAGUACGCUCUACAGGAGAAGAUCGAGGAGCUGCGGCAGCGCGACGCCCUCAUCGACGAGCUGGAGCUGGAGCUGGAUCAAAAGGAUGAGCUGAUCCAGCGGCUCCAGAACGAGCUGGACAAGUACCGGUCUGUGAUCCGGCCUGCCACAGCCCAGCAGGUCCAAGCCCAGCAGCACAGCCUUGUCCUGCAGCCGGACCAGCACCGCAGCAAACGCCAGGCCAUCUCUGCUGAGCCCAUGGCCUGUGACAUCAUGGACCUCAGCCACGUCACCCUGCCCUUCUAUCCCAAGAGCCCAGAGUCCAAGGAGCUGAUUAAAGAAGCCAUCCUGGACAACGACUUCAUGAAGAACCUGGAGCUGUCGCAGAUCCAGGAGAUCGUGGACUGCAUGUACCCGGUGGAUUACAGCAACGACGCCUGCAUCAUCAAGGAGGGUGACGUGGGCUCGCUGGUGUUUGUCAUGGAAGAGGGGAAGGUGGAGGUGACCAAAGAGGGGAUGAAGCUGUGCACAAUGGGGCCCGGCAAGGUGUUUGGAGAGUUGGCCAUCCUCUACAACUGCACCAGAACGGCCACCGUCCGCACUCUGACCCACGUGAAGCUGUGGGCCAUCGACCGCCAAUGUUUCCAGACCAUCAUGAUGAGAACUGGACUCAUCAAACACGCAGAGUACAUGGAGUUUCUUAAGAGCGUUCCCACCUUCCAGGACCUUCCAGAGGAAACUCUCAGUAAACUGGCGGACGUCAUGGAGGAGACUCACUAUGAAGACGGAGAGUUCAUCAUCAGACAGGGAGCCAGAGGAGACACCUUCUUCAUCAUCAGCACAGGGAAGGUGAACGUGACUCAGGAGGACUCGGCCAAUCAGCAGAGCGUUCACCUGAGGGAGCUGGCCAGAGGGGACUGGUUUGGAGAGAGAGCUCUGCAGGGGGAAGACGUCAGAACCGCCAACGUCAUUGCCGCAGAGUCUGUCACCUGCCUGGUCAUCGACCGAGACUCCUUCAAGCACCUAAUUGGUGGGUUAGACGAUGUGUCUAAUAAGGGCUAUGAGGAUGCUGAGGCCAAAGCCAAAUAUGAAGCAGAGAACGCCUUCUUCUCCAACCUGAAGCUCAACGACUUCAACAUCAUCGACACAUUGGGAGUCGGAGGUUUUGGACGCGUCGAACUGGUGCAGCUGAAGACCGACGAGGCCAAAACGUUUGCCAUGAAGAUCCUGAAGAAGCGGCACAUCGUGGACACACGACAGCAGGAGCACAUUCGCUCCGAGAAGCACAUCAUGACCGAGGCUCACUCCACAUUCAUUGUCAGGUCAGUCACUCGUCCUCAUUCAGGUUCUGUGAUCAGGCGCGCUAACCACACCACCUCCUGCCCCUCCAGGCUCUACCGCACCUUUAAAGACAGCAAGUACCUGUACAUGCUGCUGGAGGCCUGUCUGGGAGGAGAGCUGUGGACCAUCCUGAGGGACAGGGGUUCCUUCGAAGACUCCACCACCAGGUUCUACACGGCCUGCGUGGUUGAAGCCCUCGCCUACCUGCACGCCAAAGGCAUCAUCUACCGAGACCUGAAGCCUGAAAACCUGAUCCUGGACAGCCGAGGAUACGCCAAACUGGUCGAUUUUGGUUUUGCAAAGAAAAUUGGUUUUUGUAAAAAAACAUGGACGUUCUGCGGGACUCCAGAGUACGUGGCUCCGGAGAUUAUACUCAACAAGGGGCACGAUGUCUCUGCAGAUUACUGGUCUCUGGGCAUCCUCAUGUACGAGCUGCUGACUGGCAGUCCCCCGUUCUCAGGACCAGACCCAAUGAAAACCUACAACGUCAUCCUGAGAGGCAUCGACAUGAUUGAGUUCCCCAAGAAGAUCACCAAGAACGCCGGCAACCUCAUCAAGAAGCUCUGCAGAGAUAAUCCCUCCGAGAGACUCGGGAACCUGAAGAACGGCGUGAAGGACAUCCAGAAGCACAAGUGGUUUGAAGGCUUUAACUGGGAGGGUCUGAGGAAGGGAACCCUGACUCCACCCAUCAUACCUGAUGUUUCUUCUCCGACUGACACUGGUAAUUUUGAUAGUUUCCCUGAAGACACAGAUGAACCUCCACCAGACGACAAUUCUGGGUGGGACUAUGACUUUUAAGUGAAGUCAGAAUCUUGAAGGAGCAGAACCUUAUGCCUCACGCUGGAACAAGGGGACGUGGGCUGCUCCUCCUCUGGACCCAACUCAUCCCACAACGACGGAACCAAACAAACUGUCCCAGUGGAGAUGAGGACACAUGCCAGUCUGACUCCUUCCUGCUUUAGAAACGGCCGUUGGGGUGAAGUAUCGGCACCUUCUAAACUCUGGAGCGUUCUCCCAUCAUGCUAGAGCUGAGACCUGAGAUCCUGAGGCCAGCAGCGCAGUGUGGUCAGUCACACGGUCCAGGCCUCCGCGCCCCACAGGCCGUGGGUGCUCCCUGAAGAACGGUAAGCUGUGGAUCACUGGACACAGCCAAGGACAUGAUGGGUCCCUGACUUCAGUGGAGCUUCACCUAAUACUGAAGGAUGAAGUUUAACCUAAGACUGAGCAAAAAAGCUCGAGGUCACCCUGAUGCCUUCACGCUUCCUGUUUUCACAAGCUUCAUAAAGCUUCACAUCCAAAGACAGAGACAAGGUUGGAUGAUGGAACACAUCAUUCAUUUCUACCUUUAACCAUCUCCCUGUGAUGGAAAUUACAGCAUGAUAUCUCAUAUUUUGGACAGAUUUCCAAAACUUCCUAUAGGUCUUUGUUUAUAAGACAUGUGAAUCUCAGGAGGGACAUUCAUGGUCUGCAUGCACACAGGGGUCUGCUGACAACUACCCAAGGUACCUGUAAGGUAACUGACCUACAACAAGUGCCCCAAAGACGUGUCCCAAAAACGCUAACGUUUCCUGACACGAUGCACACACAGUAGCUCCAUGAAGCAGCGGCUGGUGUAGACACGUGAUGUUUGCUUUCACAAACCUUUUGAGAGUUGAUUCGUGUUUUAAUAUGUUUAUAGGUAUGUUGUGAACUUUUAUAAACACGGUGGAUCAUUUGUUUCAAAGCCUUUAUGUUAGCGGUGUGAUAUUCCUGUAACAUGGUCAGUGAUGAGCUCUGCAUGAUAGCACUGGUUAACAGCAUGUUUGGUCUUCACCAGUAAACACUAGGACCCACUAGGACCCACUAGGAUCCAGUAGGAUCGAGUGUGACAGUUUAAUAGACAGCAGCAUCCAGUUUGACACAAGAAAUCACAGAUGAAGUAUUAAUUUAAAAGAUUUGUUUGGACCAGAAAGAAAUGUAUUCAUGUUCAUAUUAACUCUUAGUGAUGAAGGUAUUUUGUGGUUAUAGAUUUCUAUGAAUUGUCAAGAUUUCCAUGUAUAUAUUUGAAGUAUAGUGCUUUAUGAUGUUCAGUUGUAAUUAUUAUUAUUAUUAUUAUUAUUAUUAUUAUUAUUAUUAUUAUUAUUAUUAUUAUUAUUAUUAUUAUUAUUAUUGUUAUUAUUGUGGCCGUGAUGGUAGCUGAAACACUCUGUCUCUCAGUUGAGAAAAGCUUUAUGGGCAUGACUGUUAAAACUAAAGUCAUUUUGCUAAUAAAAGGUUGGAUCUGUUCUUUUCUUGAAAAUCAUUUUGAGGUACAGGAUUUAACCUGGAUGAGGUUUUAAUUUAUAUAACUUGUGUUUUCCAUUCCGAUAGUGUUUAACUAUUGUGCUGUCGGGACUCAAACCAGCGACCUCCCACACCAGGCAGCACCAAUGCCACUUAGGGACUGCUUCAAUGACUUGUUAAAACUACAUACAAAGGUACUGCAUUUGUAUUCUGACUACUGCAGCACCAGCAAAGACAUUUUAAUUGAUUUCACAAUAAAUAAGGGGACAGUCUUUGGAAUCUUAUAAAUACUUCAGCUACACUUCUACUUCACACAUGACAUGCUUGCACCAGGGGCCAUGCUGACCUUCUCUGUAUUAUUCCACAUUAUCACGUGUUAACAGGCUGUAACGCAUCAUCCUAGGUCCUGGUACCAUGUAGUACUGGACCUAAGUCUGUGUGGAAGUUCUGUGCAGAGAAGGCUUUAGGUUAGACUGUGAGGUGGGAGAGUGGGAGGAGGAACUCAUCGCCAUUAUUGUCUCAGAGCCACAGGACACCAACAGACAGAACCCAACAGGCUUCAUGCGUAGCACGAGACGACAUGGACCAAGCACUGGAUUCCAGCUGUGGACGGGUCCAAACUGUCCCUGUGUGUUCCUAUGUGUCAACAUGUGUCCUUUGGACUUCCAGGUUUAAACAUCUUCCACAUAUGAGAAUUUUAAUUUACUGGAACGUUUGUUUAACCCUAGAACACCAUCACUGUACACUGAUUUAAAAAGUCUACCGUUUUACAAGGCGUAAGUUUGCAGUUGAUCGUUGCUCGUAGCUAAAGGAGAAUGAAGUCUGAAUAAGUCUGCUGUUAAUUGCUAUGAACUUCUGUCAAUAAAAUCUAAAAUGUUAAA